UACGAACAUGGGGCGAACGUCACGCAGCUUUCCUGUCGAACAAAUUCCGUACAUAGAACUAAUUGAGUUAUACUGGCCAUAAAUCUGGAGCGGUGUGUGCAGCUGAUGUACAAUCGCAUAUCGAUUUCAGACACGUGAGGACGCGCAUCGCGGUUCCGGAGUUUAGGGAUCGGCCUCCGCAUUCCUGAAACAAUUCUCCAAACACAACGUUGGCAGCCCGACUAGCACACGCCCAUUUGCGAAGUAAAGAAAGAUGGCAGCGAAGCCCGAGGACGCGAGUACGGCACCUACGGAGGGGGCCGGUCUCUUUAGCGGAGCGGGUCUGGAGAAACAGCCGGAGCCUGAUCUUGUGGCUGGGUCUAACGACAAGAACGAUGGAGGGGAGGCUAUCGACAAUGCCACCGCGGCAGUAGCCGAUCUCUCUGUCGACGAAAAGAAAGAAGAGAACAAGGAAGCAGACGUCACUCCCCAAGCCAAUGCCGUGGCGCCCGAAACCGCACACAGCGAAGCCAAACCUGUGGAACAGAAAGAACCCGAAGCCGACACCGUAGCGCCCACUCAGGGACCCUUCUGGCCAGAGACGGCGCCCGAUCACCCACUCACCAAGUUCUACGAUGCUUUCGAAGCCCUCGUUACCGAAGCCCAGCAUGGAGAAGUCUAUGGCAUAGAGCUCAGCAAAUCAAAACCCUUCCAUACCAAGCUCAUACUACAAAAGUUCCUCCGAGCCAACCAAAACGAUCUGGAGAAAGCGAAGUCACAGCUACUGGAUACGCUGAAGUGGAGAAAGGAGUUCGAUCCGACCAAGGCGGCAGGGGAGACAUUCGAGAAGAGCAAGUUCGAUGGGCUAGGAUACGUGCUGGAGGUCGAGGGCGUGCCGGAGAGUCCCAACAAGAAGGAUAUUGUUACUUUCAACAUCUAUGGAGCUGUGAAGGACAACAAGGCUACAUUUGGUGAUCUAGAUGGCUUCCUCCGCUGGCGUGUGGGCCUUAUGGAAAAGUCCGUCCAAGCACUCAACCUCCCCGCCGCUACGACGCCCAUCCCCAAUUUCGGAGAAGGUCCAGACCCAUACCAAGGAUUUCAAAUCCACGACUACCUUCAAGUCUCUUUCUUGCGCCGCGACCCCCUUGUCAAGACGGCAACCAACAAGACCAUUGAAAUACUAGGACGUCACUACCCUGAGACCUUGAGCAGGAAGUUCUUCGUCAACGUACCCGUGGUCAUGGGUUGGCUGUUUAACGCAAUGAAGUUGGUUGUGGCCAAGGAGACGAGCAAGAAGUUUGUGGUGCUGAGCUAUGGAAAUCAGCUUGCCGCCGAGCUGGGUAAGGGUGUACCGAAGAGUUAUGGUGGUGAAAGGGCAGAGCUGGCCGAGAGCGCCGAGAGUAUGAAGAUGGCUUGAUGUCACAUGUGAUAUUACCACGAGGAGGGAAAGAAGGCGGUGGAUGUAAUGGUAGGAGAUGGAAGAAGCGACUCAGUGUGUUUGUCUGGCUUCAAAAGCCUUGUUAUACCCC
This is a messenger RNA of Alternaria alternata, 1508 nucleotides long. Its product is annotated as CRAL/TRIO domain-containing protein. Bases 254 to 1396 code for a protein of 380 amino acids. The record is from RefSeq and is a predicted model, not a curated record. Gene Ontology annotation, biological process: Golgi to plasma membrane protein transport; regulation of exocytosis. Gene Ontology annotation, cellular component: cortical endoplasmic reticulum; cytosol; plasma membrane. Gene Ontology annotation, molecular function: phosphatidylinositol transfer activity. NCBI's taxonomy places the organism in Eukaryota, Fungi, Ascomycota, Dothideomycetes, Pleosporales, Pleosporaceae. The transcript is spliced from 2 exons.